AUGAAAACAAAAAUCAAAACCUUUAUAAUAGAUAAUUUUAAAUAUAAGAUAUCAAAAGACCAGGUGAUAAAAAUGAUAAAGAGUGAAAGUGUAUCCAUUAAAACAUACAAUGGCUUUGUAUUCAAGAUACUAUUAAAAUACAAAUAUUCGUUUGGAAUAUCUGGAGAACCGAGGAUAUUGAGCACUAAUACUUUCUUAGAUAAAGAAUUUCUUUUUGAAGACCUGUUCCUAGUAAAUGGUAGAAAACAAGAAGGAAUCCUAAGGGGAGAAGAAAUCCUGUUUGAAAAGCAAGGAAUCCCAACAGAGUAUUAUACCAGUACAAUGCACUUAUCAUACAGAUUUCUUGGUAGAAUGAUAGCAAAAGACGAAGUGAAAGAAAGAUUCAGGGAAUGCUCUAUUGGAUUGGGACUAAGUAAUGAUGUUGAAAAGGAAUGUGCUGAACACUUGAAAAAAGGAUUACAAAUAUACAUCCAAAAAAUAGUGAAUAGAUGUAAUAGAAAAAUAACAAUUACUGGUCUUAAGGCUGGCCUAGAGAAACAUAUACGUUUGUUCAAUGGAUUGGACAUGUUUUAG
This is a messenger RNA of Encephalitozoon romaleae SJ-2008, 573 nucleotides long. RefSeq lists its product as hypothetical. Lineage: Eukaryota; Fungi; Microsporidia; Unikaryonidae. The record is from RefSeq and is a predicted model, not a curated record. The transcript has a single exon. Bases 1 to 573 code for a protein of 190 amino acids.